Molecule: messenger RNA, 2396 nt
Organism: Crotalus tigris (Tiger rattlesnake)
Lineage: Eukaryota; Metazoa; Chordata; Lepidosauria; Squamata; Viperidae
Gene: BICDL2
Product: BICD family like cargo adaptor 2
Exons: 11
Coding region: 348-2015 (555 amino acids)
Biological process (GO): vesicle transport along microtubule; Golgi to secretory granule transport
Source: RefSeq, a predicted model, not a curated record
GGUGGAGGUUGGAAUCGGGAAACAAACAGCGAAACCUGAUCAGAAGGAAAGGAUCUGGAGAUUGCCUAGGCUGAUUGUCCAAUUAUAGAGCCUUUGGUGGACCUCAGGAGUUUGAUAUUUCUCCUGAAACCUUGAAUGGCAUAGAUCAUCUUUGGUUUUCUUUUCUUGAAGAUGCCUUAUUCCAUGGGGAAAUAGGACAAGCCAGGUCCUGCAUGCCAGCUCUUUCUCUGGCCUUUUGAACCCGCCUGAAACCAGUUGAGACCAGCAUCCUGGCUUGCAAAAUCUCCCCACUCUAACCAGUCUGAGGGACAGGUCUUCCUAGACUACUCUAGAGACUCUAUGGCUCCAUGACUUCCUCCAGGAACCCAGAGGAAGAGCACCUUCGCAGUCCUUUCCCUCUUACUCCCCCACCAGCUCUGCGGGAUGAGUACUACCCUUUUGGGGAUGAGGGCCAGCCCCCCUUUCGCGGGGAUGCUGCUGCGGCUGGAGCCACAGGGGAAGGGGAUCCCGAUGACACAGAUCUGGGGGUGCUGCUUCAGAGGAAAGAACAGGACUUGUUGUUGGCAGCAGAAUUGGGAAAGAUGCUCCUGGAACGUAACGAGGAACUGGAACGACGCUAUGAUGAACUGAUGAAGGAACAUUUGGAAGUCAAAGAGCAUCUUGAACAAGAGAAACAUGAACUCCGGCGACACCUCAAAUCAGGCCGGGCAGAAUUUGAGACCCGGACGGCAGAGCUGGAGGCUGACUGGGUGGCCGCCCGAGCCCAGCUGGGGCAGAAGCGUCUGGAACAGCAGGACACCAGUCGAGAGAGCUCACAGGCGGUCUUGGACCUUUCAGAGCAGAAUCAACGUCUGGUGGAACAGCUCAGUCAGGUCACUCACUUGGAGCAGCAGCUCCAGGAAGAUCUGGCUGUAUUACGUGCAGAACAUCGGACCCUGAGCCUUUGCAAUGCUGAGCAUGCUGCACGGAUGCAAAGUCUGCAAGCUGAGAAUCGUCUGCUUCAAGAGCGGAAGCAAGAUAUGGAGAAACAGAUCCGUCGGCUUCGGGAGGAGAACGAAUCCAUCCAGGUGCUGGUGGACACGUUACACGACAACCUCCUCCUUCUCCGCAAAGAGAGCUGUGAAAAGCAGCUGCGGUUUAAACAGGUAGAAGCAGAAGCUGAGGAACUCCGGACUGCCAAUCGGCGCCUCCAGCAUCAGGUCAAAGAUUUGAAGGAAGAGAUCCGUCUUCAUGAGUUAGAUACCUCUGUUACUUCCAUCCAAUCUGAGAUUGAAAGCAGUUUAGGCGAUGCUCCAGGAGCCCCUGGACAGACACCAAAGAAGGUUGGAAAAGGUGAUCACCCGACCACGGGAUACUGCAACCGUCAUGAAUACAUGGUAGUUGCCAAGCAUCCAAAUUUUGACUAUGGGGACGCUGCAGUGGUUUCAAUCACCCACGGCAUCCACAAGACUGGUUCCACUCCAAAGAAGGCCUCUCCAAGACUGGAGGAGAACAUCUCUGAAUACACCAAAAGGGUUUCGGCCUUGAGCCAUCAGCAGCAAGACAUCCUGGCCCAGAAAGAAAUGGAGAUAGCGAAACUCCAGGAUCAGGUGACCUUGCAAUACGUGGAGCUCAGCGGUUUGAAGUCUGAGAUAGAGAACCAGAGGCGGCUAUACCAAGAAAGCAAUCGGGACAAGGCCUUGAAGUUAGCUGUAGCAGACCGGGAUGAGGCUAUAUUCAAGAAAGGUGAAAUAGAAUUGGAAUUGGCAAAAAUCUCCCUGGAGCGAGAUUCGCUGAGCCAACAGUUGCUGCGUGUCAUUCGCCAGAAGAUGGCACUUACUCAGGAGCUGGAAGCUUGGCAAGAUGAUAUUCAGUAUAUUAUUCACCAGCAACUUCUCCAGAAACAGCGGGAAGAACGCCAUUGCCUCACCCCGCCACCAAAGCCACCAACACAAGGCAAGGGUCCUGAAUUAUUUCGGGCUGGUGCCAGCAUUCCCAGUGGUACAGGCUUCUUCUCAUUCUUCCGGAAAAGCUGAAUUGUUGAAGGUUUCCAACAACAGCUGGCCAAUCUCUGCUCCAAGUUCUAAGAUCACCCUCUUCUGGCAAAUUGGGGACAUGACUGAGCUAAGUGGAUUAUUCCAGAACAGCAAGCCAGUAGCCUGGAGACAUCCACAGGUCCCAGCGCCCUGCACUUGAUGGAAUAGGCCUAGAAACUUGGCUUCUGAUCCUCCACUUUUUCUUAGAAUCAAGACUGAUGGGAAGGGGCAUAUUAAUCUCACGUUCCUCCCUUGCAAGAAGAAAUAGAUUACAGGUAGUUCUCAACUUACAACCAUUGAUUUAGUAACCGUUCAAAAUUGCAACAGCACUGAAAAACAGUGGCUUAUGAUCAUUUUUCACACUUAUGACCAUUGCAGCAU